Molecule: messenger RNA, 369 nt
Organism: Porites evermanni
Lineage: Eukaryota; Metazoa; Cnidaria; Anthozoa; Scleractinia; Poritidae
Source: the annotation of a GenBank genome assembly
UGUUGCAGUAUUCCAUUUAAAUACAAUACAGUGACCUACAACUCUUGCACUUCUGCUGAUUGGCACAGACCCUGGUGCUCCCUGGCUCCUGUGUAUAACGGAAGGUGGGGCGACUGUGGUGAGUUUUAAUUUGACUUAAAGAGUAAGGCGUCUCUACUUUGUCUUUUCAUGUGAUAUCAUCAACACAUCAAAGAUUUACAUUUUCGCUUUUUGGUGUCACCAGUCACUGCAUCGUGCCAUAAGAAAACUACCUCAGGCCAAUGUUGCAGUAUUCCAUUUAAAUACAAUGCAGUGACCUACAACUCUUGCACUUCUGUUCAUUGGCACAGACCCUGGUGCUCCUUGGAUCCUGUGUAUAACGGGAUAUGA